Messenger RNA from Orussus abietinus, 447 nucleotides. Its product is annotated as cuticle protein 19-like. The transcript is spliced from 3 exons. The coding region runs from base 1 to 447 and encodes 148 amino acids. Lineage: Eukaryota; Metazoa; Arthropoda; Insecta; Hymenoptera; Orussidae. Gene Ontology annotation, cellular component: extracellular matrix. The record is from RefSeq and is a predicted model, not a curated record.
AUGAUCUUCAAGUUAGGAACUAUUGUGCUCGUGGUUGCGGUGGCGUCCUUCGAGGCUGCUUCGGCAGGACAUGCCCACAGCUUCGCCCAUUUCCAUGGACCGGUGGAGGGUCCUGGCCACGAGGUAAAAAUCCACGACCACCAUGGUCACCACGUGGACUACGUGGCCCAUCCGAAGUAUGAGUUCUCGUACGGCGUGGAGGAUCACCACACCGGGGAUUAUCAUGGUCAAAAGGAGCACCGAGACGGUAAAAACGUGGCCGGCGAGUACACCUUGAAGGAGCCUGGAGGAAACGUGAGGACCGUGAAGUACCACGCGGAUCCCCACGGCGGAUUUUUCGCGUUCGUCCAUAACUCCGGCGGGAACGACCAUUCCGGAGGAACUUACGGUGGCCAGGGUCACCAUGGACAAGGCCAUGGUCACGAACAUGGAUACGGACCCUACUAA